Messenger RNA from Aureobasidium subglaciale EXF-2481, 4584 nucleotides. RefSeq lists its product as uncharacterized. Lineage: Eukaryota; Fungi; Ascomycota; Dothideomycetes; Dothideales; Saccotheciaceae. The record is from RefSeq and is a predicted model, not a curated record. The transcript is spliced from 2 exons. The coding region runs from base 1 to 4584 and encodes 1527 amino acids.
AUGCGUCCUCCAAAGAUGCGCAUCACGGCUCGCGUGCUUAAACCUCCGGACUUACAUCCCGAGCCACCCACGUCGUUCAUUAUCCCCGUCGAUCAGGAUGCCACUUUUGCGAGCGUAUGGGAGCUCAUUCAGCAACGCUACAGCGAGAACUAUCGCGCCGGUCGCAGGAAUGACUGCUAUUUCAAGAAGCUCCAGGACAGCAGCGGCGCCGACAUAGACAUGCGAGAUAUUGUCGUCGACAUCUUCGGAGCAAUCGCAGACCCUUUCCAGCGCAUAGUUCAGAUCCAGCAGCUCCGUCUUGAUAGAGAUGACACAGUCCCAUUCGACUCGCACUUACACCCCCCCAUCUCAGCCUUUGCAGCGGAAGAGAACGAAGAGACCAAAAGAAAACGUCUUGAACUUAGUCGCUAUGGAGCCACUCUCGACAACCUCGAUCCGGACCAUCCGGUCGAAUCUGGCGAAGGCCCUGUUGAGAAGCGCAUAGACCAUGACGGCUUUGCUAUCCCAGCAAGAAUCAACCGGCCAUCCACUGCCCACUUCCCGCCCAGCAGCCAGACCAUUCCAAGCUCGCAACCACUUUCGCAGAAUUCAUACGAGGACCACCUUGUCCGCUCUCCCGAACUCGGCUCGCCUCACGAAGAAUGUACAACCCGUCCACAUCUUGAGACUCCCCCCAAAGCAGCGAAUACGGCGUCCCAAUACACCACUCUCGAUGCCGUUCCCAGCGCUCAGAAGCCGCCCAACAUGAUUGCAGCUCACAAUCAGACUACCGUUGCCGUAUCUGCAGACAGAGACACUGCGCAUGAUCUCGCCGAUCCUAUAUCGGAGGAUUCACAACCCCGGCUCAGUAGUUCCAUCAUUCGGACCCCAGCUGGCUCAUCAAAGUCCAAAAAGAGAAAAAGUCUGGACAGCAGCGAGCCUCUUGGAACCAGCACACAAAAUCUUUCCAAUCUCUGGUCAGAGGAAGAGAAGGACAUAUUGAUGCAAGGAAUUGCCAAGGGUCUCAGUCAUACGGAGAUCAAACAACAAAGCUUUCCGACCAGAAGUGUGGACAGUGUCAGGAAGAAGGCAGCUGCAUUGAACAAGACCACUCAAUCGGCUCUCAAAAAACGAAGAGUCAGCCGAGCCGCUGCCUGGACGGACGACGAGGACGCACACUUCGUCCACGCUAUCCGCAACAACCAAACAUGGAAAACACUCCGCGAUCAUCGCUUUCGACAUCGAUCCGACGACUCGGUCAAGUUUCACUACGCCGAAGUUCGCCAGCGACUGCAGGCUGAAGAUGAGGCAGCAUCUACACACGCUCGUGUUCAGAGCCAGUCAAAAAACGGACAAUACUCGACCGGACCCGAUGAAAAGUUCACUCAGACAGAGGACGACUUCCUUAUAGCCUGUCGCCUUGAGAAUGUCGAAAUGAAGCGUGCUGCCAAAGAAUUCUUCCCCCUUCGCCCACUUGGACAAGUUACCAGUAGAGCUGGCAGUCUGCUCAACAACGCAAAGAGAGAAGCAGCCAAAGCAAACCCUGUGGAACCCGGAAUAUCGCCCUCCGUCGAGUUCCUGUUCGAGCACAAUCUCGAAGCUCGCGACAGAAUUGAAGUGCAGCGGGAGAAAGCUAGGAACUUCAAGAAGAGAUCAGACCAUAACAGGGCAAGAGAGUUUGAGGAGAAGAUGCAUCAACAGUCAAAGCUCAGCAAUGACAGGCAGAGGACAGAGGAGCGACGAGAACGAGAAGACCAACAGAGAAAGUCGCUUGAAGCUCUGGACAAAGCCAAGAAGCAAGACGAGCAAGUCAAACGACGCCGCCUCAACGACGAUAUCAAGCGUACUAGCGACUAUAACCAGCAGAUGGCUGCCUGGGAGCAACAAGCUGCAAUCAAUAAACAAGCCGGGCGACCAAGCCCAUCGCGCCCCAAUCGUCCGCUGGGUAGCAGUAUUGGAACCGAAGUCUUGACUACAGCUCAUACUCCCCGCACUUCCAGUAGCAAGACCACUCCCAAGGAUACAAACUCUGGAUCAAGCAGUACACCGGCCACAGAACAUAGUACGAAGAGGAGAAGAUCUUCCAACGUUGAAGUACAAGUGAUCAUUACCUCGUCCAAGAAGCAGAAGACUGAUACUCCACUGGGAGUGACUCCUCAAACCAAGUUUGGCAAUGCAAGAGCAGCUAGUGCUUCGAAGGUUCCGGUCAUCUCGACACCCAAAAGGACUGCACCUAUGGCGCCGCGAUCUGCUAUGGCCAAGCUUGGUAGCAUACGGGCUCGACCUAGCGCACGUGGUCAAAAGGUUGAUCUACUGUCGGUAGCUGUCGACGAAGAAGUAACCCCUGCAAUUGCUUCUGUUCCUGCCACACAACCUGUGAGGCCGGGUUCUGCAAGACAGGUUGUUCAGCACGAUGUGAUCCGCAAUGCAUCCUCACCAGACUUGCCCACAGCUAAGAGCUUACGGCAGUCAAAAUUGCCUUUCAAAAAGAAUGGUCAGCUGGCGACAAAGUCUUCUUCCACAAAGCCAACACCUAUUCCUCCAAGACCACGCAAUAGUAAAUCCAUCGAUGACAGUGUGUUCAUCUCCUCCGAUGAAGAAUCGUCAUAUGAUGACAAUGAAAUUACCGAUGAAGAGCUCAAUGCAAUUGUCGAACGCUCCGAGGCCAUGUAUAGCAGCAGUCCUAACAAAGAUCCCCAGAACAAAGAUGACCAAGGCAGUGUGCACAACCCGCAAAACUUGCUUUCCCCUCGUGCAAGUGCUAUGAGAAGCAGCCCGCCCGUCGCCCAAGUGUCGACCCAGAAGACCAACAUCCUUCACGGCAGCGCAGCUCUCAAGGUUGCAGCAAGAGCUGAGGUGCUUCGUCCAUCGUCAGCACCUCGUACCAUCACAAUCCCUGAAGCGCUCCCCAAAUUGAGUGGCCAGCCCACAAGCAAUACUAUUGUCGUUGCAGAUCCGGACACUCCAGUCCUAUCUCAAGAGGAGGAGAUGCCUGGACUUGAGAUAAGCACAGCAGAAGAUGGUAUUAUGCUAGAAGAGGACCAGAUCGAGCACGCCACGCACUCCACUCCUGUGUUUCCAAGUUCGAGCCCGGAAGUUGGCGCUGAGGACGAAGCGAGCAUGACCUCGCUAAAGCCAGACGCCGAUCUUGACUUGUCACCUGCCAAAGAAGUCCCUGGGUCAUCAGCGAUGGAAGAGUCCGGGGAGGCAAUACCUUCCAACCCAAUUCCUGGCGAGUCACGCAAAGACAUCUCUAAGGACAGGAAAAUCCAAGACAAACGAAUGGAUCCAGACACGGAUGACGUCGAGGAGAUGGAACCUUGGAGGAGCGACUCCCGAGAUCCUCCGCUAGACAAGGCUUCGAGCAGCAAGAAGUCUGAUGGAAAGAUGCCAUUUCCAAAGCGCCGCCAAAGCUCAUUCGGCCCGUUCAAGGUGCCGACAGUCCCACGCACAACCCAUCUGAAUGCUUCUGUUCAGCCAAGGACCAACCCUCGACCAGAUAUCGGGAAGCCUGCUGCUACGCUAGAGGAGAAGAGUGUUGCUACACAAGCAAUGGACGUUCUUCUUAGCCCCUCGAAUUCUAAGAAGACGCCUGCGAAGGUGUUCAUGUCAUCGAUUCCUGUACAAAAGAAGGAUUACGACAGUGGACCAUUUACCUUACCUUCGGCAUAUCCCUCUGAACAGUCACCACAUGCUGAUACUGGCAACAAAAAGGCGCGUAGAAGUCGCCGGUCGAAGAACAAGGGAAGUCGUAUCCUCGGAGAUGCAGAUCUCUUCAAGCCACCACCAUCAACUGCGCCUCCAUACACGCAUGCUGGCCCGUACCUAAGGCAGACCCCUGCGAAGAAGGUCAAUGGCAGCAGCGUUCUGGAAGAUGGGCAAACUUCGAAGCCACCUUCAAGCUCUUCUAAAGAAGACCCCGCAAAACAGUCAGCUCAGCAGUCGGAGACUAGAAGGCGCUCUCUAGGUCUAGAAGAGUCUUUGAAGAAUAUGAUGGAAAAAGGUCAAGCACUCGGAGCUCUAUCUCAACCCACGCCCAUCUCUGACAAGCCGACCAAAGGCAAUAGACUGACAUCGACUCAGCCUCUCUUCGCAGCCGAUUCGAGUGACAGGAUCAGUGAUGUAGUCUCCAGCCACUCAGCUAGUAUCUCGAAUGCAGGCCGCACCAUCAACCCGCACGCAUUUGAUUGGGACAAUGCGCAGGAUACACGUGAACUCAUACGUCAGGCAGAUCAGCGGUUGCAUGACGCCGCGAACAUGGCGCCUGAAGAUUUCUGGCAGCCGGAGAAUCUGGUCAAAAUGAACGAAGAGCAGGUCUUGAGCCAUAUGAUUGAGCAAGGUGUCCAACGUUCAAUGGGCAGGAUCCAAGCUGCCAAGUUCGCCUCCACACAGCCAGUUCAGGGCUCGAUCACCAACACUGGCGCAGCACCCAGACCAGCAACACAACCGAUCAUGCAAGUUGACGAUGAUAGCUCGUCGAGCGAAGAGGAAGACGACAGUGACGAGGAGGAUCCCGUACAGAGCAUGGAAAAUCUGGCUAGAAAGGCCGAUGCUAUUAGCAGACUCAAUGAGGCCAGGAGAGUCGCCGCGCUGCCUAACUGGUGA